AUGUUACAUGGCUACCACCACAAGACCAGCAUCACCAACCAUAACCACACCUACCACCAUUAUAGCAGCAGCACCAACCAUCUCCACAUCAACCACUUCGAGACCAGCAACAUCAACAAUCGCCACGCCUACCACGAGAUCAGCAACACCAACAAUCGCCACACCUACCACGCUAUCAGCAACACCAACAAUCGCCAUGCCUACCACGAGAUCAGCAACACCAACAAUCGCCACGCCUAUCGCGAGACCAGCAGCACAAACAAUCGCCACGCCUACCGCGAGACUAGCAACACCAGCAAUCGCCACGCCUACCACGAGACCAGCAACACCAACAAUCGCCACGCCUACCACAAGACCAGCAGCACCAACAAUCGCCACGCCUACCAAGAGACCAGCAACACCAACAAUCCCCACGCCUACCACGAGACCAGCAACACCAACAAUCGCCACGUCUACCACGAGACCAGCAACACCAGCAAUCGCCACCCCUACCACUAG
Molecule: messenger RNA, 498 nt
Organism: Dreissena polymorpha
Lineage: Eukaryota; Metazoa; Mollusca; Bivalvia; Myida; Dreissenidae
Product: AAC-rich mRNA clone AAC11 protein-like
Exons: 1
Coding region: 1-498 (165 amino acids)
Source: RefSeq, a predicted model, not a curated record